UUUUUUAAUCUGCUUAAGAAGAAAUAGAAUACUUGAAAAAAAGAAAAAGAGAUACAAACAAAAUCAAUUUAUAAAUUAAAACUUUUUAAUCAAUAUUCAAAUUCCAACCCUUAAAGAAGAAAAGCAUGGAACUCUUCAUUCGCAGGGAAAAAUUCCUCAAGCGGUUUGUUCUCUCUCUCUCUCUCUCUCUCUCAUGAAUAGAACAAGUUUUUCUUUCAUGAGGCCCCCAGCCUGCAUCCACCCCUAAUUAUAUAUGUGAUUACUCAGUUUUUAAUUAUUUUUAUAUUUGGUGCAUUGAAAAUCGUCAAACAAUGUCAAUUAUAAGGCAGAUAUUUUUAUGAUUAAUCUUAGAUUCAAUAAAUGGUCUCAAAAGCAUUUUUCACGCGUUAGAUCUGUGGUCUCUGCAUUACAAGAGAAGCUGAAGCUGAAGCUCUCCCUGUGCAAGUGUCAACUUGGAUCGAAUUGAGCUCAUUCAAGCAAUUAGAUAGGGCAAACGAUCGAGAUGGAAUCGGCGGUCGAGUCGCUUGUUUCCAAGGUGCUUGGAACUUUGAUCAACAUGGCAAAGGAGGAGCUAGCGAUGCAGUUAAGGUUGGAAGACGAUGUGAAGAGGCUUCAGGUCACCCUUGGACGCAUCCAGAGCUAUCUCCAAGACUUUGAGAAGAAAAACAUCAAGGAAGUUUCCAUGAAACAAUGGCUUAACCAAAUCAACCAGGACAUCUACGACAUCGAGGACCUGCUCGACGAAUACGUUGCCCUCAAAGACAAUAAUAGUGAAAGCAGAAGUAACGAGGAGGACAAGUCGACUCCUUCUUCGUCUAAAAAGGUACGCUACUCUUUCCAUGGCAAGUCUUCCAGCAUCAAGAAGGUUGCAUCCAAUCAUCGGAUUGGUGUCGAGCUUCAACGGCUUAAUAAACAGUUAAAUGACGAUAUCAAAGGGCAAAUACCCAAAUUAUCGCUUUUGCCUAAGUUCGCACCUACUGGUCCGGUGGAGAGCCAAAUGAGAUCGAAUGACAGGACUACUUCUGUAGUGGUCCGUUCAGAUAUAGUGGGCAAUAAAAUACAAGAUGAUGCUCGGCGCUUGAUCGAGUUGUUUACCAAAGAGGAUGACCGCGACAACCCUCUUGUAUAUGCCAUCGUUGGAAUGGGAGGGAUUGGCAAAACCACUCUGGCCAAAUUAGUAUUUGAUGAUCACAUAAUCGCAAGCCGCUUUCAGGUAAAUGUGUGGGUCUCUGUAUCCCAGAAUUACAAUGAAAAUGAUAUAUUGAGAAACAUCAUAACAUCUGCUGGCGGAGACGGUGAGCGUUGUCACAAUUUUGACUCGCUCAGUAAGAAGGUUAUCGAUAUGGUGAAAGACAAAAGGGUAUUUAUGGUGUUGGAUGAUGUGUGGGAGACUAAGAGAGUAUGGAAUGACUUGUUGAGAAUCUUGCUAAAGAGGGGAGUUGCAGAAGGAAGCAGGGUGCUCGUCACCACAAGAAACGAAGAGGUUGCAGCUCAGAUGAUGGCAGUCCACUCCCAACGCGUGCAGCCAUUGUCUCUAGAAGAUGGGUGGUCACUGCUCUACAAGUCAGCUUUUCCUGCUUGGGAGCAGCAGGAAGCGAAGGAUGACAAAUGGAACCUCAAAGAUAUCGGCAUAGAACUUGUCAAAAAAUGUGAUGGACUACCACUAGCGAUCAAUGCCAUAGGGGGGAUGUUGUCUGCCCGGAGCAAAACAAGAGAAUCAUGGAAGUUUGUUCUCAAGAACAUCAUGUGGGAGGUGAAAGGGCUUCCUGAGGAAAUCAGAUUCUCUAGAUCGAUGGAUUGCGGAAGAAGGUCGGCUGUCGACGACGAUCGAAGCCGCAAAACAAGAUUGGCGGUCGACGACGAUCGACGCCAAGGAAGGUGGGCUGUCGACGAUGCUCGAAGCCGGAUCGCCUUCUAUCAAGCUCAAUCGAAGAAAUCGCUCGAUCAGGUAGACAGAAAUCUUGAUCGGAUUCGCGAAAACCUUUGGGCAAUAAGGAAGAUGAGAAUGUCGUCGGCAACCAUACCGAGGUAUUCUUCUUCUUCUUCGAUCUCCUCGUCCGUUUCACGCAGAUGCUAUCCAUCCCGCCAUACUCCCCCAGUCGUUGAUGAUUACGCUCCGCUCGAACUCCCGCUCAAAUGGUGUGAUCCACCGCCGGAAUACCCACCGCUCGAACUUCCAUUGCAAUGGCGAAAUCCUCCGCCUCCACAGAUUACGUCGCCUCGCAAACGGAACUCCGAUCUUGAUCCGAUCCAGCUCGAUUCCGCUCUAAUAGACGCAUCUCCGAGAGUGGGAUACUCCCCAAAUCCUUCUGUCACCGGAGUCUUCCGACCGCCAGAACUCUCAAACCCGCAUGACGGCAUUCCCAUAACCGACAUUCAACCCGAUCCCACCGCUGCCACUCCGCCAUUGCCAUCCGCACAGACAGAGCUCCCACACCCACACCCACUAUGCUCUCGCAAUCUCGCUCUUGGCGUGGAGCCUGAUCUCACACGAUCCAAUUCCAGCUCUGCCUCUGCUUUAUCUCUCGACCGACCGGCGGACCUUUCCGCGCUCCAAGCAACAAGAUCAAACCCGCCCACUCCGUUCUAUGCGCUUGUGACCGACGGCUUCCACCAUCCGAUCCAGCUUCCACCUCCUGACCUGGCAGCGUCUAAUGUUGUGAACAUGGAUGACGGCUCUGCUCCGAUAACCCCGGUCCAGGCACAUCCUACUACCGCUGAAGGAAUCCUACAGCAUAAUGCACAUCGACAGAGUACCUCCUACGCUAUUUGUUGGCUCGGCUCCCCUAACCACACGUCCCUGAGCUUCGGUGAUAACCAUUCCCAUGGUAACAACAUCAUCACAGUAGUUGCCACUGCCUCCGGCGACAAAAGCAACGAUGAAGAUCGAGUUCAGCUUCUCCUUACCAAGAUCCUGAAACCGCACAUCAGGUACUUUAAAAACUACAAGGGCUGGAUCCAGCUGGAGAUCGUGAGCCCUAGAAAGUUAGUUCGGCUAGAAAAGGCCUGCUGUGGCUGCACCGACGAUAUCUCAUAUGGGAUUGGUAAGCUUGAAAACCAUGACACAAUCUUACUGCAGGUGAAUGGUCUUGCCGGAGAGCCUCCACUGGAGCUCCGUCAGCUACGGAGCCUUAAGUCGAAGGACCUUUCAAAUAAUGCAUUCAUGGCUGAGACCCCUCCAUCGUUCGUUGGGCUGAAUAAGCGUACUCUCCUUACAACUUGGGAUCCUAUUUUUGACAUUAUGGCUUUGAUAAAUGAUUUGUUUGAAGAGCUUCUUCUUAUCUAUGAUAUAGUGCCCAACAAUAGUCAUGAACGACUACUCUUUGACAAACCAAAAUCAAUGCUUGAUUGGAAACAGAAACUACAUGUGAUCAAAGGAAUAGUAUCAGAUGCUCCAAAGUACAUGGAAUUCUGGAGUGAAAGAAGAGACUCUGGAGCUUCUAAUUCUCAUCAGAUUUAUCUUAUUUCCCUUGCUAAAAGCAUGCUUACUAAUGAUGAUCUUGUUCAUGAUAUAAGGAUCCCACGACAAGAAAAAAAGAUGUUUGAUUUUUAUAUUUUAGUCUUUGAAGCUUUUGAAAAGCUCUCUUCUUCUUCUUCCCUGGAUUGGGAAAACUCAAAUCCUUCUUGCAGGUCGCAUCUUCCGACGAUCCACUACAUCAGCUCUGCUUUAUACAUUAGUUACCAAGUCCUGCCUACGGAUAUCAAGCGAUGUUUCUUGUAUUGUUCCUUGUUUCCUAAAGGCAGUGUUGACCUCCAUGUUAUACCCAAAAGAAUAAAAAAAGGGAAAGAAGCUCAAAAUCCUACCUUGCCCUAUAGAUCCAGGAAUCCCGUCGAAUUGCUGUGCACUCGGCGCCGCUCGCGUCGCUUCCCGCGAUUCCUGCCCGGAUAUCCUGCGACUCCCCUCGAUCAAGCCUCCCUCAGCGUCGUUAAAUCGCGUGGUGGAAAGGCCGGGGUCGAAUUUUCGGAGCCCACAGGCAGAUAUUUUAAGAUUAUGAAUGCAAAAAACCUUUGGAUCCAGGAGGGGCUCAUCAAACAUGAAAGGGGUAUAUCAUCGCACGAUGUUGCUGUCAGUUAUUUCACGAUUCUAGUACAGAGGAACCUCGUGAUACUUGAUCGAAUAUACAUAGAAGCAAUUUAUUUUAAGAUGCAUGAACUUUUCUACUCGCUCUCUCAGUUUCUGACUCGAAACGAGAAUCUGGUCGCUGCAAAAGAAGAAGAUAUUUUAGAUUCUGGAUUGGUUGGUAAGAUGGAGAAGCUGCGGCGUCUUUCUUCUAUAGGUGACCCCGACAAAACAACUAACAUCCACCGAAGAUCUCAGCAAAAACAGUUGUCGUUGAGGACUCUCUUUAUCUUUGAUAAAACCUAUUGUGAUAUUGAUAAUAACCUCUUCAAUCAUCUUCGUUAUCUUCGAAUACUAUGGCUCCGAGGAACUAAAGCUACAGAGUUGCCUGCAUCCCUAGGUUCCCUCAAGCUGCUAAGGUACCUAAACCUAUCGCAAACUCCUAUAAAGGAGUUGCCCAUAACAAUCAAAAACCUCAAUGCUCUGAGGAUUCUUGAUGUCUCUGAGUGUGUAAAACUCUAUAAUUUGCCUUCAUGCAUAAUGAAGUUGCAUCAUCUAUGUUCUCUUUCUACUAAAGGUUCUGCAUUGGAUCAUCUACUGCCGGGAGUGGGAACUUUGAACGAACUACAAGUUCUUGAAUUCACCGUGCCUCCGGAUCAGGAUAUUGCACGGGACUUAUCUAUUGUUAAGGAGUUGGAGACCCUCUCGGAGCUAAGACGAUUAGAUUUGUUCAAGCUGGAAAGGGUGUCAAACAGGCCAGAAGCAAAAAGUGCUGCUCUAAAAGACAAAAAAUACCUCAAAUAGCUUGGACUAAGUUGCUCAGAGAGUGAUUCUAAUGAAGUUUCUAUAGAAGAUUCCGAAAGAAUUGAGGAGGUCUUUGAGGAUCUCCGCCCUCCAGUCGAACUAAAAAUUCUUAAAAUUACCAACUAUUUGGGAUGCAAGUUACCAACUUGGCUGGGAUCUCCAAUAAAUAUACGAUACUUGAAAAUAACUCGUUGUAGCAAUUGCAAGAAACUUAAAGGAUUAGGAUUGCUGCCUAACUUGGAAGCACUUUAUAUUGAAGGUGCAGCAUCAAUAAAAAGCAUAGGCUCAGAAUU
Molecule: messenger RNA, 5157 nt
Organism: Dendrobium catenatum
Lineage: Eukaryota; Viridiplantae; Streptophyta; Magnoliopsida; Asparagales; Orchidaceae
Exons: 7
Coding region: 503-4864 (1453 amino acids)
Biological process (GO): defense response to other organism
Molecular function (GO): ADP binding
Source: RefSeq, a predicted model, not a curated record